Molecule: messenger RNA, 842 nt
Organism: Trematosphaeria pertusa
Lineage: Eukaryota; Fungi; Ascomycota; Dothideomycetes; Pleosporales; Trematosphaeriaceae
Exons: 4
Coding region: 80-784 (234 amino acids)
Cellular component (GO): mitochondrion
Molecular function (GO): acetylpyruvate hydrolase activity
Source: RefSeq, a predicted model, not a curated record
UCUCAACCCAAUCUUUCCAUCAAUCUUUUGUACAUCUACAUCUUUCUUUGUAUAUUCGUUUUAAAAAGAGAUAGGAGAAAUGGCGAGUAUACAAUCUAUCAGGGCCAAUUGCCGGAAGGUCAUGUGUAUAGGCAGGAACUAUGCUGACCACGUCAAAGAACUCAACAACGUCCGCCCAAAACAGCCCUUCUUCUUCCUCAAGCCGCCAUCUUCGAUCCUUCUACCCGGCGCCGGACCCGUUCUCCGGCCUAAAGGAGUGUCGAUGCACUAUGAAGUUGAGCUCGGCCUAAUUAUGGGCAAGACAGUGCGAGACCUAGACUCUGAAGACACGAAAGGAGCCAUGGACGCUAUUGAAGGUUAUCUGCUCGCCAUCGACAUGACAGCCCGCAACGUCCAGGAGGAGGCCAAGAAGAAAGGCCUCCCUUGGUCCAUCGCCAAAGGCUUCGAUACUUUCCUCCCCAUCAGCAAUCUGAUCGCCAAAUCGCGCGUCCCGGAUCCCCACAAGGCACAUCUCUGGCUCUCUGUGAACAACGACAUGAAGCAGUCCGACAACACCGAGCUAAUGCUAUUCCGCAUUCCAAGACAGCUAAGCGAUAUCAGCCGCGUAAUGACGCUCGAGAAAGGAGAUAUCGUGUUAACUGGAACGCCGAAAGGAGUGGGUCCCGUAAAGACGGGCGAUGUGAUGAAGGCGGGACUGAGGGUUGAUGGUAAGGAUAUUGAGGAGGCGAACAUUGAGGUCUCAGUUGUUGAUCGUGAGGGGCCGUACGAAUUCAAAGAGACGUAGAUUCGACAUCAGGGUUAAUAGAGUUCGUCUCUCCUGAACAGACUGCAAACACUGACCC